Molecule: messenger RNA, 1326 nt
Organism: Zonotrichia leucophrys gambelii
Lineage: Eukaryota; Metazoa; Chordata; Aves; Passeriformes; Passerellidae
Product: Fc receptor-like protein 4
Exons: 11
Coding region: 1-1326 (441 amino acids)
Biological process (GO): cell surface receptor signaling pathway
Cellular component (GO): plasma membrane
Molecular function (GO): transmembrane signaling receptor activity
Source: RefSeq, a predicted model, not a curated record
AUGGCCGGUAAGGUGGCGCUGCUCCUUGCCAGCCCCACCCAGCCCUGUCCCUUCUCCCUUCCAGCCCAGACCCUCGGCCUCACUGGUGCCCAGACCACCCAGCUCCUCGUGGAUCCUCCCUGGAGACCGGCGGUGCUGUGGGACCGGGUGACACUGACCUGUCAGGGCUCAGGGACCUGGUACAAGGACAGGAAGCAAUGGGGGCAGGUGAGACGCAACCACCUCAAUGUCACCGAGAGUGGCAUCUACACAUGUGACAGACCUGGUAGUGGGCGCAGCCCCCCCGUGAGAGUCGUAGAUGACGAGCUGGUGCUGCAGUUGCCAGCGUGCACGCUGCUGGAGGGGGACACGGUGACACUGCGCUGCCAGGGCCAAUGGAACAGCCCAGUACCCAGGGUGCGAUUUUACCAGGACGAGAAGGAGCUGACAGAGUCCCUCAGAGGGACCGAGCUGUCCCUGUCACCCCUGCAGCGGCACCACAGCGGCCGCUACUGCUGCGAGGGCUUUGUGAGGUCCUGGCCAUCACGGUCAGCAGCAGUGACAGUGACAGUGCCCAAGCUCUUCUCGGUGCUGGUGCUGGAGGGUCCCCCCAAGCUCACUGUGGGGUCCUUUCUGACUCUCAGCUGCCUCAGCACCCCCAGCCCCCUGCGGCCCCAAGCCGCCCUCCUGCACGUGUUCUACCAGGAUGGGCCGGUUGUGGGGGGACAGCAGGGGUCCCCGCAGCUGCUGGUGCCCGCCAUGGGGGUCUCCCACUCGGGGAAUUACAGCUUCCAGGUGCGCUCCGAAGAGGGGUCUCUGCGGAAAAGCAGCACCCAGCUCCACGUCACGGAGUGCAGCACCGGCCCCCACCUGGAGCUGCACCAGGCUGGGGACAACGACAGCGUGACUGUGAGUGAUCCCCUGAAUGUCACCGUCCUGGUGCCCAUGGCCAAUGUCACCAUCACCCCCGGUCCCCUGUCACACCAGAUGCGUGCAGGUGACAAUGUGACCCUGUGCUACUCAGGCUGCCAGGAAGAACCUGGAAAAGUUGAGGCCGCCCCGGAUCACCCGGCCCCCCAAGAGGAGAUGGAGGUGCUGUACACCAAUGUCACAAUCCCCAGCCUGCGGCAGCCAGCCCAGAGCCACCAGUGCUGCAGCACCAGCCCGCAGCCAGCCCGCAGCAGCCAGCCUGCAGCCAUCGCUCGCCCAUGCCAGAGACCCGCAGUAUCCCUGACCCACCACACUUGCACCAACACCCUGAGCCCCCAGAGCCUGGCAGUGGGGGAGACCCCUGACAGAACCCCCAACAUCCCUGCAGGACCCUCCAACAGCUCCCCAGGGCUCUGA